AUGAAGUCUGGUCUUGUUCUCCUCGCUACUGUGGCAUCUGUCUCCGCCCACUCAACAUGGCAACAACUCUGGGUCGGCUCUGACGAUAAGGCUGGAACCUGUGUUCGCACAGUCAAGGACAACUCUCCCAUCGCUAGUCUGACUUCUACCGACAUGUUCUGUGGCCGCGGACCUGCUACAUCGUCUGGUGUGUGCGAGGUCGCUGCCGGCGGCUCGCUCACUGUCGAGAUGCAUGCCCAGCCCGGUGACCGCAAGUGCACCCAGCCCGCCAUCGGCGGUGCCCACUACGGACCCGUUCUCGUCUACAUGGCCAAGGUCGCCGACGCAAAGACCGCCACCUCCGGCUCUUUCUUCAAGGUCGCAGAGGACGGCUACUCUGGCACCACAGCAUCAUGGGGAACCGAAAUCCUCAACGCCAACUGCGGAAAGCGCGCGUUCACCGUCCCCAAGAACAUCGCUUCUGGUGACUACCUUGUCCGUGCUGAGGCACUUGCCCUACACGCCGGUGUGGGGCAGCCCCAGCCUUACGUCUCCUGCUUCCAGGUCAAGGUCACCGGUGGAGGCAGCGCGAACCCUGCUGGUGUUUCGUUCCCUGGUGCGUACAAGCUCAGCGACGGACUCUUCACAAAGGCCAUCUACGACUCGAGCUUCAAGUACGUCAGCCCCGGCCCAGCUGUCUACUCUGGUUAA
Parastagonospora nodorum SN15 is the source of this 690-nucleotide messenger RNA. RefSeq lists its product as hypothetical. Bases 1 to 690 code for a protein of 229 amino acids. Lineage: Eukaryota; Fungi; Ascomycota; Dothideomycetes; Pleosporales; Phaeosphaeriaceae. The record is from RefSeq and is a predicted model, not a curated record. The transcript is spliced from 2 exons.